AUGAAAUUGUUCUUCCUCCCAGUACAGCAUCAGACCUCCCUUACAGCUGCUGGAUGUUACCUUUGUCCAGCUCCUCGGUCUAGGGGAACCAAAAUCCUUGUUUGUUGUUCUGUUGAUUGUCCUCUGCCUUUGAAAAUGGAAUUGAUUUACAUGCUUUCUAGUGGAGAACAAAAGCAGUAUUUCCCAAGUGAGUUGGAGCAAAUUAUAGCUGACGGAAAAUCAUAUUCAAGUCAUCUUGUUCCAGAUGCAUCAGAUGUGCAUUUUUUGGAUGCGACAUCUGAAUCAGUACUAACUGAAGCCAAAAGGCUCAACAUUAUCAGUGAGUCAACCUAUAGGGACAUCCUUUUACUGCAGAGGGAUGAAAUCAAACAUUUCAAGCUUAAAGCUGAAGAUACGGUUGACUACAAGCCAAAAAAGGAGGUUGAAUCUACCAGUGCAUCCGCAAGUGAACUACUUCAGCCUGGAAAAGUAAGUUAUUUCAUGAACAGGUUCUGGAUCACAUGGAAACUGAGCAACCAUGUUUCUGUCAACGAAGUCACAGAUUUGGGAGUGGAAAGUCAGCAAUGCCAUUGCUGUUCUUGUGGAAUUGGUCAUGAGAAGGUUGCUGAGGUGCGGCGCAUGAUGGAAUCUGAUUGGCUCUAUCUUGCAAAGUUGUCAAAGUGCCCAAGUUUGGACCAUUUCCAACAGCAAAAAGUUCUUUUAGCUACUAAAACGGAGCAAAUAACAGAGAAGAAAAGCCUGCAUUUGGAAAAUCUGGGGCCAUCUGCGCAAAAGGCUCUUGAAAUGUUGAAGUCUAUACCCGUUGCUGCUAGAAGAAGCCUCCCAGUCCUAGUCAAUCGUCAAGGACUCUCCAUCAUUGGGAACCAAUAUUGGCAACACAACAACAGUUGCCGGCAGUUGAAAGAUCUGAAAAAAUGCCCUACUAAAACUGGGGCAUAG
This is a messenger RNA of Dovyalis caffra, 939 nucleotides long. NCBI's taxonomy places the organism in Eukaryota, Viridiplantae, Streptophyta, Magnoliopsida, Malpighiales, Salicaceae. The record is from the annotation of a GenBank genome assembly.